This is a messenger RNA of Rotaria sp. Silwood1, 402 nucleotides long. The record is from the annotation of a GenBank genome assembly. NCBI's taxonomy places the organism in Eukaryota, Metazoa, Rotifera, Eurotatoria, Philodinida, Philodinidae.
AUGAACUCUCCAUUACAAAUGCACAUCGUUCGAGAACCAUGGCAUACUAUUGGAGUGGAUAUUAUGGGACCGUUUCCUAUUACACAACGUCAAAAACAAUACUUACUGGUCGUUGUUGACUAUUUUACUCGAUGGGUAGAACUAUUUCCUCUUAGAACAACGACUUCAUCUGAUAUCGCUAAUAUCCUAGUUAAUGAAAUUAUAUGUCGUUGGGGUUGUCCUACCUAUAUUCUUUCCGAUAAUGGUCCCCAGUUCAUUUAUGAACUAUUCACUAAUAUCUGUUCGUCCCUAGGCAUUAAAAAUAAAAAUACUUCUAAUUAUCAUCCACAGACAAAUAUGACUGAACGAGUCAAUAGAAAUCUUAAACCAAUGUUAGCACAAUAUGCUCAAGAAAAUCCAUAA